AUGGUAAUGGAUGUACCAGCAGAAGACCAAUUAUCUCAAAAUGAGUAUAAAUCGGUAAAAUUUUAUUCACCUUUAAAAGUGAGACCAACAGAUUCUAAUAUUAUUGAAACACAAAAGAAACAAUAUCCUUACAAAUCAAUGAAACCAUGUAUUUCAUUUAAUACAGUUCCAAUGAUAAAUGUUAAUGCUAAACGUAUUGAUAAACUCUAUAAACAAGAUUUUCCUGGUGUUCAAUUUCCAACAGAUUAUACAAUGGAAGAAUAUUAUGAUAAUGAAAGUGGAUACGCUGGUGAAAAUAAUACACAAUAUAAUUUGCAUAAUCAAUAUUUAUUAAAUAAUUUGAAUUCUGUUUCUACUCAUAUGUCGGUAAGACAACCAUCACCAACAAGAUUUCCAUCAUCAUCAGCAUCUAGUUCAAAUUUAUCAAAUGAUAAAUUUAGUUUAGGGAAGAGACAACAAUCUCAUAAAUCUAUUCAAUUAACAGAAAUGUUUAAAAUUGCGAAAAAUGGGAAAAUUGUUAGAGAAGAUUAUCCAACUAGACCUACAAUUCAAAAUAAUUCUUUAGUAUUAAAUAAUACAACAUCAAAAUGGGAUAAAUUAUGGACUUUACAUCGUUUACAACUUGAUAAUAGAACUUUACAUAAAGAGAAUUUUUUCAAAUAUCCUGAUAUUUUAUUUACUGAACAUAAACCGAAUAUUAAAGUAUUAGAAGAUAUGGAUUCAGAUGGUUUUACACCUUUAACAAAAAAUCAAAAGAGAAAAAUUAAAGUAAUUAAUGAAAGAAUUGGAUAUCCAAAUUUACCUAGAACCAUAUUAUGUAGAAUUGAUGGUAGAAAACAUACAUGGGUUGGUCUGGAUUGGUUAUUUACAAAUUGUAUUAAAGAUACUGAUCAUGUUAUUGUUGUAACUAAUUUACCUUCUUUAAUUACUAGAAGGAAACCAAAAUUACGUAGUGCAAGAAGCGCUACACGCUCCGGGUAUAAUGGUUAUGGUCAAUCAACAAGUGUUAGUAGAAGUAGAAGUCGUGGUAGAAGACGUAGCGCAUUAAGAGAUUCCGAUGAUUGUAAUUCCGGAAUUGAUACUGGUGAUAGUGAUUCGGAUGAUGACGAUGAUACUAAUGAUUCACCAAGUACAGUAAAUUCAUGGUAUCCUGGGUAUGAUAUUAAUCAAAUUAGAGCCAAAAUGAGAGAUAUUCAAAUUUAUAUCGAAUCUUUAUUAUUAUUAAACAAUCCAAGUCGCGAUAUUAAGUUAACAAUUGAAAUAACAGUUGGUAAGACAAUAAACUGUCUUUGUAACACUACUAACAUUUAUACUCCUGAUCUAAUAGUUACAUCAAAUUUAAAUGUGGAAGCUGUAGUUAAAUGGAAAUCAAAUUAUAUAUCAGAUAAAUUGUGCAGUUCUUUCCCAAUACCUGUAAUUGUCGUUCCUGCAUUAUAUAUGAACAAUUUUGAAAAAGUUGUUGAAAUGAAAUCUCAACAAUUGAUGACUAUACCAGGUCAAGAACCUUCUCGAAUUAUUCCAGUGCCUUCGAAAGAGAAACAAACUGGUCAAGAAUUACUUGAAGUAUUAGAUCAAAUGACUUACAAAUCAUUAAAGGAGAGUAUUAAAUUGAAUAAAAUUACUUCACAAGCUAAGAAAAAACAAAUGGUUGAUGUUGUAAAUACAUCGCUAUCAAUACCUCAAAAGAGCAAGAAGAAAUCAAGUAAAAAAUCAAAAUCAAAGUCAUCAAAAGUAUAUCCUUCAUCUUUAUCCCCAGUUUCAUCAAUUUCGGACAUAGAAUCGAAUAACCUUCAAACUAAUGAUCUCCAUCGUCUAAAACCCGUUAAAUCUGUAUCAUAUAACGUAGCUGAACAUACUGAUCCACAUACUAUCCCAAUAUACAGAUCGAAGAGCUCUGCAGAAAGAAUACCAUUGAAACAUUAUAAAUCUAACUCAGAAGUACCAAGAAAACAUAUCAGUUCUAGUAGUAGUUCAGCAUCUAGUAACAAGGGUUUCUUUUCGUCGUUAUUUAAAGGUAGCGCCACUACUUCAGGAACCAAGGAGAAAAAGAAAGGGAUAUUUUGGUAA
Molecule: messenger RNA, 2067 nt
Organism: Maudiozyma saulgeensis
Lineage: Eukaryota; Fungi; Ascomycota; Saccharomycetes; Saccharomycetales; Saccharomycetaceae
Source: the annotation of a GenBank genome assembly